Molecule: messenger RNA, 857 nt
Organism: Drosophila simulans
Lineage: Eukaryota; Metazoa; Arthropoda; Insecta; Diptera; Drosophilidae
Product: glucosidase 2 subunit beta
Exons: 3
Coding region: 19-660 (213 amino acids)
Biological process (GO): N-glycan processing
Cellular component (GO): glucosidase II complex
Source: RefSeq, a predicted model, not a curated record
CGAAAAAACAAGGACAAUAUGCGUAAGACGUGGGUGAAGCGGGAGAAUAUAUACUUCAAGCCCUUCUACAAGCAGAAGUCGAAGAUGUUCCUGCUGCUGAUCUUCUUGGUCGGAAUUUCCUUCAUCGCGUAUCAGGCCUUCUCGCUGAACCAGCUGCCCGGAGUGCCUGCACCGUGGAAUCUGCAGCAGAUCAAGCGCAAGCACCAGCAGAUGAUGCAGUCGCUGGGCAGCAAACAGCGCGACGUGGACGACUUCGAUGGCGGAGGCGCCGAUGCAGUUGCUCCGGCAGGCGGGGAAACCUCAGCGAUUGCUGGUCACGAGGAUCCCAUCAAGAUUGUCAGGGGCACACGGCUCUUCGACUAUGACGCCUACAAGCCCAACUUCGAGGGCAAGUUCCGGUGUCUGGACGGCUCCAAGGAGAUCCCGUUCGACCACCUGAACGACAACUACUGCGACUGUGAGGAGGACGGCAGCGACGAGCCCAGCACGAACGCCUGCGCCAAGGGGCGAUUCUACUGUCGCUACCAGAAGCGUCACAUCACGGGCCGGGGCCUGGAUAUCUACGUGGCCAGCAGCCGCAUCAAUGAUCACGUGUGCGACUGCUGCGACGGCAGCGAUGAGUGGAGCACGGCGACCAAGUGCCCCAACGACUGUGCGUAGUCGUAGGCCGGCGGGAACCCGUUCCCAUUCCCAUUCCUCUUCCAACUCCUCCACCUGUGCACCCAGGACACCAAUCUCAACGAUGAAGCUGUCUGGCGGCGCAUCACAAGCGAUAUUUUUUGUACGAGUACAAUAGAAUUGUAAUUUAUUUUAAAAUAAGUAGAUUGAAUAAAAGAAACGAAUUCCAAGAAACACAA